CAUAUUCAUCUUCUCCACUCUUCCACACCCUCCCCAUCAUCUCUCUCCAUUAAUGGCCUUUCUUGAUCUCUACCUCAACAAAGCACUCGUCUUUCCACGAGAACCCUCAGUCAAAUUCCCGCGAGACCAUCCCCAUCUCUUCAACCUCUCCGACAACCUCGCCUUCUUCUCCCGCUUCCCCCUCCUCCCUACCACCAAACCAAAGGUCCUCUUCGUCCUCGGCUCGUCCGGCACCGGCAAGUCGAAGCUCGCGGUAAGCCUCGCCCUCCGCUUCGCCGGCGAGGUAAUCAACUCCGACAAGAUGCAAGUGUACGACGGCCUCCACGUUAUUACAAACAAAGUCACCGCUGAUGAAUGCGCCGGGGUUCCCCACCACCUCCUCGGUGGGGUCCACCCCGAUGCCGACUUCUCUGCCGCUGAAUUCUGCUGCCUCGCCACCAAAAUCGCCGAUGAAAUCGUGGCGCGUGGGCACCUCCCGAUCAUUGCCGGCGGGUCCAACUCAUAUAUAAAGAAGCUGAUCGGCGUCGACGGUGGGAACUUUUCCCGCCGGUACGAUUGCUGCUUUAUUUGGGUCGACGUAGACCUGACCGUGUUGGACGAGUUCGUCGCCGAGCGGGUGGAUAAAAUGGUGGAGAAGGGAUUGUUGGAGGAGGCAAGAGGCAUAUUUGACUCCGCGGCAGAUUAUACUAAGGGGGUGAGAAGAUCGAUAGGGCUGCCGGAGUUGGAUAAAUAUUUCCGGCGAGAGGCUGAGGUUGAUGAGGCGGAGAGAACCGCGAUGCUCGAGGAAGCGUUUGGGGAGAUAAAGGCGAAUACUUGCAGGCUGACGCGGGUGCAGAGGGAGAAGAUAAGGAGGUUUGAGGUGGAAGAUGGGUGGAGGCUGCACCGGAUGGAUGCGACGGCAGCGGUGGUCCGCCGGAGAGAGCUGUGUGGAGGGAUGGUGUGGGAGGAGACGGUGGUGGGCCCGAGCAUUGAAACGGUGAGGAGGUUCGUUGGAGGAGCUGCCGCUGGGUUUGUGAGCAAGCGCAGCCGUAUGGUCGCCGUCGCGAUGGAUACUGUAGUUGUGGGGACCACUUAAGUGAGUUUUGGCUGACAUGUGGCAUGAUUUGCGGCGCUUUGGUUGACGUUCAAAUUUGUGCCUAUGGAGUUUUGACUGAU
Messenger RNA from Dendrobium catenatum, 1155 nucleotides. Its product is annotated as adenylate isopentenyltransferase 3, chloroplastic-like. Gene Ontology annotation, molecular function: tRNA dimethylallyltransferase activity. The transcript has a single exon. Gene Ontology annotation, cellular component: mitochondrion. Gene Ontology annotation, biological process: tRNA modification; cytokinin biosynthetic process. The record is from RefSeq and is a predicted model, not a curated record. Lineage: Eukaryota; Viridiplantae; Streptophyta; Magnoliopsida; Asparagales; Orchidaceae. The coding region runs from base 53 to 1075 and encodes 340 amino acids.